Messenger RNA from Durio zibethinus, 2848 nucleotides. RefSeq lists its product as uncharacterized. The record is from RefSeq and is a predicted model, not a curated record. NCBI's taxonomy places the organism in Eukaryota, Viridiplantae, Streptophyta, Magnoliopsida, Malvales, Malvaceae.
UGAAAAAAGUACAAAGAAAAAAAAAAGAGAAGAAAAAGAAAAGAAGAGUCUUUGUUUCUCUGCUGUCUUUCACGAGGUGUCAAACGUUCGGUGCUUUUCCUCUCAUCUUCUUCCUCUUGCCUUCCAACUCUAUUCUCUUUAACCGAAAAACAGAACCCCAAUCUCUUAUGAUUUCUAGCGCCUUUCCUUUCGGACAAGACCCGAUCAUUUCCUUCCCCCCAAAUCUGUGUUAGAAAAUCUUUCUUUUCCUCCCAAACAAAACAUUAGCAUAACCCAACAAAUAAAAAAAAAAAAAAAAACUUCAAGAUCUCAUUGAAGACCCAUUUCAAAACGGAUCUCAAAAAAUGCUAAUUUGAAGAUUAAAAAAUGGCUACUUGUCCCCAAAACUCAAUCUUGUACAACGGCAGCCACUGUGCCUGCCAAGUUGGCCUCUUUCUCAACCUUACAGCCAACAGCUGCACUACCUAUGACGGCAGUUCAGCUAUAGAAACUGAUUCUGGGAUUGACUACUUUGCGGUGUCGUUUCCUGAGAACAUUUUUUCAUUUGAUUCAAUUAAGAAGUUUACUCAGUCUCAAGCUGUGUUCUUGGAAGCUACUCUUAUAAUGUUGCUUUCUUGGCUCGUAUUUUGCUUCUUCUUACGGUUUACAAAGCUUGGUGAUGGAAGAAAUGUUUGGUUUAAGAUUAGGUGGUGGAUUAGUCGCUUGGAUGUUUGCUUUGCUACUAGGCAUUGGCUGGAUGAUCAGAAAUUGGUUGUGAAACGGAAAACAGAACUUGGUGGAACUUUCUCAAUUGCCAGCUGGAUACUUUUCACUGGGUUGUUUGCUGCGUUGCUUUACCAAAUCAUAGCAAAGAGAAACAUUGAAAUGCAUAACGUGAAAGCUACAAAUGCACCUGACCUAGCCUCCUUCAGGAAUGACAUGGAAUUUAAUAUGACCACUGUUUCUAGUAUGAGCUGCUCAAACUUGCAACGUCCCACUACCUUACUUACUGGAAGUUCUGGCUUCAUUGAAGGAAAAGUUUUCCCUAUUUCAAAUUUUUUAAACUUUUCAUGUUAUAACACAAGCUUGGGGCCAACCAUAACUCUCAAGUGCAGCAAUUGCCAACUCAGUCAAGACUAUAUGUCCAUUUCAUGGCAGUUUGUCGAUCUUCCAAACAGUCCUGCAAGUGCUGUAGGUUUUCAGUUCAAUGCAACUGCAAAAGAUCAUACUAGGAGAGGUCAUGUGAGUUUUGUUAGUGGAACACUGAAGAAUGGAAGCAAUUUUGAUAAGAGCCCAGUUACAUUCAGAGGGGUGGACACAAACAUAUUGAUAUUCAAUUUAUUUCCUCGUAUAUACCGCAGUGCAAAUGAUCUGAAGCUAAUCCAACCUCUCUUUCAUGAAUUUGUCCCGGGGUCAAUUUUGCGUAAUACAUCUCAGCUCCAGGCAUCACUUGAGAGUGCUAAUGAUGGACAAAUCAACACCACAUUAUAUGUCAACUAUCUUUCUUCCUACAUCAUUGAGAUUGAAAAUCAAAACAUAAUAGGUGCUGUGGGCUUCCUUGCAGAUCUUGGUGGGCUAUAUUGCAUUAGUAUGGGGAUAUUUCUCUAUCUCUUGGUGCAAUUUGAGUACAGAAUAAAAAGGCUCCGCAAUGAAGAUAGCGUUUUACGGAAGAUCAGAAAUAAACGAAAAGCUCAAGAGCACUGGGAUAAAGUGAGAAAAUAUGUCAUGUAUACGUGGGGUUGCAGCACAAUGGAUGUUGAUAACUACUCUAAAAAGGAAUCAGGUUGUGGCCAUUUCAUGAUUCCAUCGGCCUAUGGUAAUGGAUCAAUUCGUGGAGAUGGGUCAUCAAUGAAGCGAAGGCAGCUAAGUAAUAUCGACAUAAGUUUUAGCAAGCGAGUCAGCUUCCCUAGUGAAAAGGUCCUCAAACAUGAUAUGCCUGGAUCCACAAAGGACAAGAGAAAACGUUGUGUUGGUUCCAAUGAUGCAGUUGCUGUCCUGCAUCAAGCAUUUACUUUUGAUGAUGAUAUAAUUCCCCCACCACCAAUGCUAGAAUUGAAGUCUGGUUCUGAGAUUGAGUUGUCCAAUAUACAGAAGAAGUUUCAACGGUUGUAUGACUACAAUGUAAUGCUCAGAGAGAAGCUUGUAGCUACCCAGUCUUUGCUUGGUGCUUUGGCUGCUAAGUCCUCAUCUCCGAGAGCAGAAAGGCAAACAUGACAUGCCGAAUUUAUCCAAUUGAAAGGGGUUUUUUUCUUGUCAUUGCCCAGGAGUUUCUGCAACCUUCUACAGACAUGUUUGGCAUCGAAGUAAAAGGGUGAUUUAGCUUCGAUCCUACAUCUAUGCCUUCUUUGUCUCUACUGUCUUAACCAACCCUAGUCAAGACCAGUGCAACAGGCAAAGUGAUUGAUUUCUAAAGGACAACUAUUGGAUCUAGCAGAUCCAUAGCUCACAUAAUUCAGUUUCAGUGUGACAUGGUUGCAGUAUGUUGCUUUCUUAUGGAGCCUAAUGCCGCAGGAGAUGCUCUUUAGAACCAUAAUACCCAGGUUUUCUGUUGUAAGUUUUGUAUCAUAUACCGAAAGGAGAAUAUAAGAGGGUUAUCGUCAUUUUCAAAAUGGGUUUUGAGCUGUAAUGAAUUGUCAUUUCCAUAUCUAUUUAUUUGUUAAUUUCAUUUAUUUUAAUGUGAUUAGUUCCACCUCAACCAUAGAUGGAGAGGAUUUAUAGUAAGGGCAGCAACUAUUGGAUGUAAACAAUUUACUACCAAAUGCUGGAACUAACAGGGGUUAUCCUAGAGUUUAGGAGGAAGAAUUAGCAGCUUGAUUUAUUGCUUACUUUGAAAGAAGAUUGAAUAAAUCAUUUGGGUAUCAUGUAAUUG